Caenorhabditis briggsae is the source of this 543-nucleotide messenger RNA. The record is from RefSeq and is a predicted model, not a curated record. NCBI's taxonomy places the organism in Eukaryota, Metazoa, Nematoda, Chromadorea, Rhabditida, Rhabditidae. The transcript has a single exon. The coding region runs from base 1 to 543 and encodes 180 amino acids.
AUGAGCUCUAUCACUAGUAUUUCUAACGAAAUUAGCACCUCUUGCCUUCCACGCCUUCUCACCAAGGCCGAGUGCCGUAUGAAACAACUGGAAUCUAUCAAAAAGGAGAUCUCGCUCGGCCUCAAAUUCCAGAAUCUGCUAGCUAUGCAAAAAAUCUGGACCACGAUGCCUGGCGACAUGCAACGUGAGGUUCUCGCUGCUCAACGAGAGGGUAGAGCCUAUGUGGCUCCAGAUGACAAUGAGCCAGCUGCCAAGAGAGCCAGAAUUGAGGAAUCCGACUAUUCGAAUGUCGCAUUCUUGCCACCACCCGUCGAGGAGCUUCAGGAGAUUCAACAGGACGAUUUGGAUAUGUGGCUGAACAAUGGAUUCGAUCCGGAGCCAGCCGAUGACGUGUACAAUCCAGAAUUCCACUUUGCCGCCGAACAGAUUGCUCAGCCUGACCAGCCAGAUCUUCCGCCAAUGCUCGACUUCGAUGAUUUCUAUUAUCGGGAACACGGAAUGAGCGAGCAGGACUACAACGACAUUCAUGGACGAUUCUUCUGA